AUGUUGGCGUGCCAGGUACUGCUGGUUGAAGCAUGCACGCCCGCACUUGUUGAAAUGUAUACUAAAUUAUUUCAUUUGGAAAAGCCUUGCACAGAUACAAGGAAGAAAACGAUACAAGUGGGACGGAAUCCAGGUCGACUUGUGAUUGUACAUGAAUUUGGCGCACAUGACGAAUGCAGUGAUAGUGAUGAAUGCCCGGAAAAGAUUAAAUGCAAAGAUGGGUGUUGUUUGUGA
Molecule: messenger RNA, 234 nt
Organism: Brugia malayi
Lineage: Eukaryota; Metazoa; Nematoda; Chromadorea; Rhabditida; Onchocercidae
Exons: 2
Coding region: 1-234 (77 amino acids)
Source: RefSeq, a predicted model, not a curated record